Camponotus floridanus (Florida carpenter ant) is the source of this 1947-nucleotide messenger RNA. RefSeq lists its product as uncharacterized. The coding region runs from base 187 to 1638 and encodes 483 amino acids. Gene Ontology annotation, cellular component: extracellular region. Gene Ontology annotation, biological process: carbohydrate metabolic process. The record is from RefSeq and is a predicted model, not a curated record. The transcript is spliced from 9 exons. Lineage: Eukaryota; Metazoa; Arthropoda; Insecta; Hymenoptera; Formicidae. Gene Ontology annotation, molecular function: chitin binding.
GCAACGGCGUAUAUCGGACAGUGUCGUGGCAGCGGAUCAGCCUGGUGGGUCGAUUGGUCGCGAUCGGCUAAUGAUACGUUCUCCCCCCGGUGAUCGCGGUGAUCGCACGAGUUGAACGACGCUGAACGUGCGAGCCAAACCCGAACGGAACACGGCUUCUCGUCCAGGACAUCGAGACGCGGAACGAUGAGACUCCAGGAAACGGCGCUCCUCUGCGCCGUCUUGACUAUUGUAGCAGUGCAUAGUCAAAAGAGCAAAAAGGACGAGGAUAAGAAAGACGAGGAAUUUAGGUGUCCAGAAGGCCAGGGUAAUGGCAAUUUCGCCGAUCCGGCAACAUGCAGAAGAUUUUAUCAGUGCGUCGAUGGAUACCCGUAUCUAAACCGAUGCCCAUCGGGUUUGCACUUUGAUGACAUCAGCAAGUUUUGCACUUUCAAAAACGAAGCACGAUGCGGACCCAUUGAGACUACACCAGCACCAAUCACCGAACCACCUACAGAUUUGGCCGAGCGUUGUGACACGGCGAACUGCCAGCUUCCGUAUUGCUUCUGUUCCAGAGACGGCACAAUUAUUCCUGGCGGUCUUCAACCAGAAGAGACACCACAAAUGAUAAUAAUGACAUUCGACGGUGCGAUAAAUCAUAACAACUUCGAUCAUUAUCAGAAGAUAUUUACCCAAGAUCGUCUGAAUCCCAACAAUUGUCCGUUAAGAGGCACUUUCUUUCUCUCUCACGAGUAUUGCAAUUAUAAUAUGGUUCAGAGUUUGGCGCACGAUGGUCAUGAAAUUGCAACCGAGACGAUCUCGCUUCAGAAAGGCCUGGAGGACAAGGGCUACGAAGAAUGGGUCGGCGAAAUGAUCGGGAUGCGUGAAAUACUAAAACACUUCAGUAACAUUUCGACUAGUGAAGUGGUUGGUAUGCGAGCGCCUUACUUGAAACCCGGUCGCAACACUCAGUACAAGGUACUGGAGGACUUUGGAUACAUAUAUGACAGUAGUAUAGGAAUCUCGCCCUUAAAAGUGCCAAUCUGGCCGUAUACUCUUGAUUACAAGAUCCCACAUGAAUGUAAGGCGGGUACUUGUCCCACCAAAUCGUUCCAAGGUAUUUGGGAGCUACCCCUAAAUGCACAUUAUGUGGAGAGUUAUGAAGGUGGCCAUUGUCCUUAUUUGGAUCAAUGUGUGCUUCAUAAUCAUGAUCCUGAAGAAGUAUUUGAAUGGUUGCAGGAAGAUUUUAACAGAUAUUACGAGCAGAAUAGAGCACCAUACAUGAUGCCCUUCCAUACUAAUUGGUUCCAAAUUAAAGAGCUUGAACGUGGUCUGUCAAAAUUCCUCGAUUGGGUGGUAACACUACCUGAUGUUUAUUUUGUAACCGCCACACAGGCAUUAACAUGGAUGACCGAUCCGAAACCGAUCAAAGCUCUGCAUAAUUUUGAAGGAUGGUCAUGUAAGAAGAAAGAGAACUUGCCAGGUCCACCAUGCAAUAAUCCACAUAAGUGUGCUUUAGAUUUUAAGCCUGCCGAAGCAAAUUUCACAACAACGAGGUAUAUGGAAACAUGUAGAGAAUGUCCAAACAGGUAUCCCUGGCUAGGAGAUUCUAAAGGUACAGGAUUAUACAAUGACAAUUAUAAUCCUGAGAAGAAAUAGGAGUCUGAAAUGAAUUAAACUUAAUUCUAGUGCAAGUAGAUUGUGUUUUGUUCAUUGUUAUCAAAACAAAUAUUGUGGAUUCGCGCUAAAUCUGUUAUCAAUCAUAUCAAAAGCAUCUCACUUAUUUUAAUAUUGCAAAAAUUUUAUGAAAUAUUAAUUUGUAUCUUCCAAAUGUACAAAUCAGUGUACGUAAACUUAUGUUAUUCCUAUAUAGAGUGUAUACAUAAGUCAACAUCAUUCACAAGCAUCUAUAACAUUAAACAUUGCUCAAUCUGAAAGAAAAAAUAAAAUAUUUUGAUGCUAGAAAAA